Molecule: messenger RNA, 6542 nt
Organism: Gasterosteus aculeatus aculeatus (three-spined stickleback)
Lineage: Eukaryota; Metazoa; Chordata; Actinopteri; Perciformes; Gasterosteidae
Source: RefSeq, a predicted model, not a curated record
GAUGACGCGCGCGCACUGCGCAAGUUACGCAGCUCUCCGUAGCGACGUAAACACGUGCACUUCGCUGCUUCCAGGUUACAUCUUUCUCAUUCCACCGUCAUCCUCGCCCCGUAGCAUCACUCCCUGACAACAGCAGCGAUGGCGGAGCCCGUAGCAUCGGAUGCGGCGGCAUCCCCGACCCCGGGCCUCUCUCUCCUGGCGAGCCCGGGCUCGGAGCCUCCGUCCACGGCUCUGUCUCCCACAGCGGACGGCUCGCAGCGGCUGCUCUUCUCCCACGACCUGGUCUCCGGCCGGUACCGCGGCUCAGUCCGGUUUGGCCUCGUGCGGAUGAUCCACGGCGAGGAGGAUUUUAACUCGGACUCGGACCUCGACGAUGGCGGCGGCGGUGGAGGAGGAGGUAGCGGCGGCGGAGGUGGAGGAGGGCGAGUCCAGUGCGGUUCGGACACCGAGAGCGCCGCGGACACCCCCAGUCGGCCCGUCAGUCGGGGGUUUGUGCGCGUCCAGUGGUACCCUGAAGGAGGAAAGCAGGACAUCAAGGAGACAAAGCUGAAACUUGAAGAUCGAUCCAUCGUCAUUAGAGACAUUGUGCGAAGAAAUAAUUCUAACGACAACCAGUGUGGUAUUGUGACCAACAUUGACAUUGAGUGUGCGGUGAAACUGGUGGGAACCAACUGUGUUCUGUACCCAGUCAACAGCAAAGACCUGCAGCACAUCUGGUCUUUUAUGUACGGCGACUACAUCGCCUACGACUUCUGGCUGGGGAAAGUGUACGACCUGACUAAUCACAUCAUCCUCAAGCUCUCCAACGGUGCCAGGUGCUCCAUGAGUGUGGAGGACGGCGCCAAGCUUUACGACGUUUGUCCACACGUCAGCGAUUCGGGUCUGUUCUUUGACGAGGCGUACGGUUUCUACCCAGGCCAGGUCCUGAUCGGUCCGGCCAAGGUCUUUACUAACGUCCAGUGGCUGUCGGGGGUCAAACCCGUCCUCAGCAGGAAGUGCAAAUUCAGGGUGGUGGUAGAGGAGGUGAAAGUGGUCGAACUGAAGGUGACAUGGAUCACAAAGAGCUUCUCUCCCAAAGGUUCAGACAGCGUGUAUCCUCCAGCCUCCACCAUCACACAGGAAAACCUCUGCAGGGUGAAGCGUCUAGGAUACUACGACCACACCCAGAGGCAGCUGGGGGAGAGGGCCCUGUAUAUUUUCCCUGCCAAGGGCGAUGCCACGCGCAUCACUUGCGAGGGGCCCGAGGGUGCCCCCGUCCUGCCUGAAGACCCUGUGGCCAGAAAGUUGAAAAGGAUGUUCAAGAAGGAUAUGGGGAAAAAGACGGAGAGCACCGACGUACAAGGAGACAACAGACCUGAGCAGACGGACUCGUCUCAUCCCAACAACAACGGCCCCGUCCAGAACCCCAGCGAGGCCUCUGCUGAACACGGGGAGCCGGACGCUGACGACGAGGCUGCAGACGACACUGACGAUACCAGCUCGCUGACGUCAUCGGCCAGCUCCACGGCCUCCUCUCAGAGCGGCGGUUUGGGAACCAACCGCAAGAAGAGCAUCCCGCUUUCCAUCCGCAAUCUGAAGAGGAAGCACAAGAAGAAGAGGACCAAGUUUUCCCGCGAGUUCAAGCCUGGAGACCGAGUCGCAGUGGAAGUCGUGUCGACAAAGACCACAGCGGAUGUCAUGUGGAAGGACGGGCGGGUGGAGAAGGGCAUCCGAUCAAACGACCUCAUCCCCAUCCAGCACCUUGAUAGCCAUGAGUUUUGUCCCGGGGACUUCGUAGUGGACAAACGCCCCCAAGCCCUCCAGGACCCGGGAGUGUACGGUGUAAUCCAGUCCGGAGACCACAAAGGAAGAACUUGUGUCGUCAAGUGGAUCAAACUCAACUCUGCCAGUGACGACGUUGAGGUUUUCGGUCUGGAGGAGGAUGUCAGCGUGUACGACAUCGCAGAUCACCCCGACUUCCACUUCCGCACCACAGACAUAGUCAUCAAAAUAUGGAACUCUGAGAACGGACACAAUGACUGUGAAAACGAGACGUCGGUCGGCCAGGUGUGCAGGGUGGAUGUGAGCAGCAAAGUGGAGGUGGUGUGGGCGGAUAACUCCAUGACCAUCGUCCUGCCACAGCACCUCUACAACGUGGAGUCGGAGAUCGAGGAGACCGACUACGACUCGGUGGAGGAGACGAGCAGCGUCCUGUCCACUGAGGAGUGGGAGGACGAGAGCGACAGCUGGGAGACGGACAACGGCCUCACCACAGAGGACGACAGCCACGUGCACAAUGCGGAUGAGACGGCGACCCUGACCUCAACCCCCACGGGCUCCACGCCGUUUAUCAUCCCAUCCCAAGAGGGCAGCAAAGCUGGGGUCACCAGCCCCACUAAAGGAGGCCCUGCAGAGGACGGAGAAGCCUCUCUGGCUGCGGCUAGCCCUGCUUCUGGAGGAGGAACCACUCCAGGAGCAGUCAAUGGUGCGGAGAAGCCCAGUAAAGACGGUGCCUCGCGGGGCUUCAAGGAGUUGAAAGAGGCACUGAAGAUCCUGGAGAGCCUGAAGAACAUGACCGUGGAGCAGCUGUGGACCGGCGGUUCUCCGACCUCCCCGACCUCCAUCGAACCCGCCUCUGCGACAAACGUGGCGAGCUCGGUGACGCCCGCCGCCCCAGAGAAACCGACAAAGGAGAAACGCUUCCUGGACGACAUCAAGAAGCUUCAGGAGAACUUGAGGAAGACGCUGGACAACGUGGCCAUCGUGGAGGAGGAAAAGAUGGAGGCUGUGGUGGAGGCAGGGGGCAGUGCAGGAGCAGGGACAGAGGGAGAGCGAGCUGGGGAGGAGAAGCACCCGCAGGCGCCGCAGACACCGGUUGGUGGGCAGGAGUGGCCCAGUGAGUUUCUUAGCGACACACCAGUACUUUGCCAACAGAGUGGGGGGAAGCCCGGCGUCACCUUCACCAGCGCGAAGGGAGAGGUGUUCUCUGUGCUGGAGUGGGCUCCAGACACACACUCUUUUAAGAAAAUGGAGUUCCAGCCAGCGGAGGCAAAGAAGUUCUUCAGCACAGUGAGGAAAGAAAUGGCUCUGCUCGCAACCUCCCUGCCGGACGGCAUCAUGGUCAAAACAUUUGAAGAUCGCAUGGACCUUUUCUCAGCUCAGAUCAAAGGGCCGACUCGUACGCCCUACGAGGACGGCCUCUUCCUGUUUGACAUCCAGCUGCCCAACAUCUACCCGUCCGUGCCGCCCCUGUUCCGCUACCUGUCGCAGUGCAGCGGCCGCCUCAAUCCCAACCUCUACGACAACGGCAAGGUCUGCGUCAGCCUGCUGGGCACCUGGAUCGGCAAGGGCACAGAGAGAUGGACCAGCAAGUCCAGUCUGCUGCAAGUCCUCAUCUCCAUUCAAGGCCUCAUCCUCGUCAACGAGCCGUACUACAACGAGGCGGGCUUCGACAGCGACCGCGGCCUACAGGAAGGCUACGAGAACAGCCGCUGCUAUAACGAGAUGGCCCUGAUCAAGAUGGUCCAGUCCAUGACGCUGCUCCUCCAGAACCCCGUGGAGGUCUUCAAGCAGGAGAUCCAGGAGCACUUUGCCUCCAGCGGCUGGCGGCUCGUCCACCGCCUGGACGCGUGGCUGGAGCUGAACGAGGGCGCCGAGCGCUGUCAGGCGGCGCACGCGUCCGCCCGGGCUCAUCCCUUGAGGGACCGGGCCUCAGCCGCGGCGCCUCUGGACGAGCAGGGGCUCGUGGCGGUGGCUCACAGCAGCCCCGGUAAGCCCGGGGAGGAGGGGGUCACAGGAGCGGGAGUUAGCAGUAUUAUGGAGGAGGAGCUGGAGGACUCAGGGCUGAGUCCCUCCACCACGGCGGUCUCUCAGCCCGAGCUGAGCCAGAACUCUGACUGCGACAGCACCCACGGGGAGCGCCUCAUGGGUGGCGAGAACAGAGGGGGCGGCGCCGGCGCAGCGGGCGGGUCUGUGGCGCGCGGCGGAGGGGCGGGCCCCGCGGGGGCCCAGCCGGUGGUGCGACCAAAGAAACGGAGAAAGAGCUACCGGAGUUUCCUCCCGGAGAGCGGGGGCUACCCAGACAUCGCCUUUCCGCUGUUCCCGCUGUCGAAGGGGUUUGUGAAGAGCGUCCGCGGCGUGCUGCUGCAGUACCGAGCCGCGCUGGCUGCCGCCCCAAUCCCCGAUCACGCAGAGGACAAUGUCUCUGCAGAUGAGUGGGAUGGAUAGAGUGGGUGGGGGUGGGUGGACCUCACUUGCGCUCCCCCAUUUGCACAAACGUACGGGAGCUACGUGGUCACAGGGGAAGCCCCCAUCUGUGCACGGACGCAGGAAACCGCACGGACAUUUUUACCGGAGACCAUCGCGGGCUCGCUCGCUCUGCCUCGGCAGGGCUUUGAUUUUGGGGGAGAUGGUGUGGAUGGGGAAAAAAAAAGGACUGAAUGAGAAGAAAAAUGAGUGCCGUGACCCCUCAUCCACCCAGCCUCCAGCAGCACCCACCAGACUGGCGGGUUGAUCUGCUGGAUGAAGCAACCUGCCGACUUGAUCCGCCUUGAUCCGAGGUCAAAGACGGCUGAACAAACUGCGACGCCCAGCUCUCGCAGCUGCGGCUGCCUGUAGCACUACUGAUGUGACCGCUAACCGUCGUGCACUACAACAAAACGAAUGGACAAUCUGGUCUGGGAGAAGCGGCGCCGUAUAAAUACAUCGACCAGGAGGAUUCUUCUUAACAUGGAAUUUGCUGGUCGUUCGCUUUCUGCCAAAAUGUUCUCUGUCAAACACAAAACAAAUUAUAUUCAAGUACUGAAUGUCAGUAAAACUGCCAAAACACAACAGCUUCACCACUUCAUCCGCCACGCUGCACUUGCUAGUAUUUUUCCUUUGCCAGUCACUCGCUCUGAACCACGCAGCCAGCACCGAGUGAAAACGUUUACAUAGGAGGUCGGACCGCCAGGUGGCUUCACGCUCAAGUUCCUUCACUCCCUCUAACAGUUCGCAAAGUCGUUCGAUCCACAAAAUGGAACUUGUGCUUUUGGUGUUUUCGUUCACUGAAGUGUAGGUUUCAGUGCAAAGCUUUACCCACAAUGCUCCGCUUCCCUGUGCCAGUAGAGCCUCGUAUCGCGUGUGAACGUCAGAAUUUAAAGGACGAAUAGAAGACCCCCCCCCCCCCCUCCCUCAUCUCAUUCCAUCAUCUCAUGUCAACGUGUUGCCUUACUUGACUUGUUCUUAAUCUCGGAUCAUUGUGUCUCGGGUCGCGCUUCACAUGUUAAGUUUUUUCUCCUCAAUAGUGCAGAUCUCUGAUCAGCUCUUAACGAGUGUAUUCAGAUUUAUUUUCCUCGCCAAGUUGCGUGGGAGAAAGAGGGGGGAAGUGGUAGUAUGUAUCACGUUGCACGGUAUCACGCAACAAGCUGUGAUACCGAAGGUUUGUUGAUACUAUAAAUUAUUAGCUUGAGUAUUUAUUUUGUUAUUCCGGGUUUCUUUCGCUUACAAAGACGUCUGCCGGACCCACCAAGUAGAGAAAAUCCCGCAUCUCUGUAAUCUGCUUCGUCUUUAUUCAUCCUGAAUGACCGAAAUAAAGGUUUUACUCACCAUGUUCCCAUGAAACUCAUGCUUUGUCACAGAUUGCGCUGCAAUUGAGCAAAAGAAAGUGAAACUCGUGCUUCCUUGGGAACUCAGAGCAGCCUUCAUUGAAAUCUUGUUUUAGCGGGUUUUUUUCUUUCCAAAUAUUACGUUUCUCGUGAUGAUGAUGAUGAUUCUAAUGCUUGCUAUAACCUGUGAAUCGAACAAGCUGUCUGGUAUUUUACUUGAACAAAGGACCUUGAUGCUGAGGAGUGUUGCUGAGUGAGUGAGCACCUUGUGCCAAUGUGAAGCUGAGUGACGGGAGGAGAUCAGAGCCAGGAGCCAAUAAAAGGUCAUGAAUGAGGGUAUUUUGUUUUGCUUUGUCUUCCACACCUCCCCUUCCCGCCCGCUGCUCUCGCUGCUGUUUGUAAAAUAUGUACCUUCACGACUGGUGGAGCGCUGUGCCUUCACGCCGCUGAAGACAGAGUUGUCGAGACGUCAAUCUCUUGAUGGUCGCAGAAAAGGAGAAGCGGUCUCCACGUAGAUCUCGUAACGAAAAUCUGGCAGGAUACCAAGCACACGAUGUACAAUUUUCUUUGCGUGUAAUUAUUAAAAUUGAAACCAUUGUUACUGCAAGAAGGGUUUUUGUUUUUUUCCUGCCAAAGCAUGUAAGCUGUUGCUUUAAGCCUUUUGACUGGGCCACACAAGACUUGACUGUAUGAUGUCUACGUUUCCACAGUGGCCUGUUAUUGAUAUACGUAAAAAAGGAAAACUAAUAAAGUUAUGAUUUGUAGCCUGAUUCCCUCUGUGCAGACCUCAUACCUAAUAUUAAAAUAUACAAGUACACGUUAUAUAUUUAACACAAGCCUGGGUUCUGAUAAGGCACAUGGAUGCUUGGGGACACAAAAUGCUGAGUAUUGUACUUUUGAUUUCCUUCUCUAAUGGUUUAAUUUGUUGCAUUAAGACAGCUGUAUAGUGAUGUAUUAAACUUUGCAAGCGGUAUCAUA